This is a messenger RNA of Vigna unguiculata (cowpea), 1026 nucleotides long. Lineage: Eukaryota; Viridiplantae; Streptophyta; Magnoliopsida; Fabales; Fabaceae. The record is from RefSeq and is a predicted model, not a curated record.
AUGAUCUUCACACAUCUGGAGGUGGAGAGAGGAGAGGCGACGUUAGUGAUACCAAUUGUGCAGGAUUUUGGAGAUGUAUUCCCGGAGGAGGUUCCAGGAUUGCCUCCCAGUAGAGAAGUGGAGUUCUCUAUUGAUCUAGUACCAGGGACAAGCUUGGUGUCGAUGGCCCCAUAUCGCAUGGCUCCGGCAGAGUUGGUCGAACUUAAGAAGCAAAUAGAGGAACUGAUGGCGCAGGUUAUCCGACCCAACAUUUCGCCUUGGGGAGCGUCGGUGCUAUUGUUUUUGGGGCAUAUGAUAUCUGCCCAGGGGAUUGCUGUGGACCCAACAAAGGUUGAAGCGGUGGUAAAGUGGGAAAGCCCUAAGUCAGCCACAGAGAUCAAGAGCUUUGUGGGAUUAGCGGGCUACUAUAGGAGAUUGACUAGCGCUCCGAUACUUGUGAUCCCGGAUGUCGGGAAGCCAUUCGAGGUCUACUACGACGCCUCCCACCUCGGACUUGGAUGUGUUUUGAUGCAGGAGAAGAAGGCUGUGGCGUAUGCUUCGAGACAACUUAAGAGAAGAUGGAUGGAAUUCUUGAAGGAUUAUGACUUCGAACUCCUAUACCACCCAAGAAAGGCGAAUGUAGUGGCAGAUGCCUUGAGUAGGAAAACAGUGCAUACUGCGCACCUUAUGAUUAAGGAGGUGGAACUACUAGAGAAGUUCAGAGACAUGAGGCUACAUGUGGAGUUGGGGUCUGAGUCCAUUAGGUGUAGUACCCUUACUAUAUCUGGUGACUUUUUGGAUUCAGUCAGAGAGAGGCAGUUGUUAGAUGCCAGUUUAAACAAAGUCAGAGAACAAUUUGGGUCAGAUGAGGCCAAUGACUUUGCUUUGGGUGGUGAUGGCAUACUGAGGUUCCAAGGUAGAGUGUGCGUACCGGACGAUGUUGAGAUAAAACGGUUGAUCCUUGAGGAGGGGCAUAAGAGUCGUCUUGGUUUGCAUUCGGGCAUGACUAAGAUGUAUCAGGAUCUUAAGGAAACUUUUUGGUGGUAG